Molecule: messenger RNA, 3206 nt
Organism: Danio aesculapii
Lineage: Eukaryota; Metazoa; Chordata; Actinopteri; Cypriniformes; Danionidae
Gene: trim25
Product: tripartite motif containing 25
Exons: 11
Coding region: 59-2026 (655 amino acids)
Molecular function (GO): protein binding
Source: RefSeq, a predicted model, not a curated record
UCAUUUCGGCUCCAGAUACAGUCGCUUAUGCAGCGUCAUAGUUUCUCCUGCACAAACGAUGGCGGAACAAAUGUCUCUGUUAGGUCUCGAAGACGAGUUAACAUGCAGCAUCUGUUUAUGUCUAUUCGAUAACCCGGUAAGUUUAAUAUGUGGGCACAGCUUCUGCGCCAACUGUCUCGAAGAGACGUGGAAAGACAGGAUUUCGUCUCUGUUCUGCCCUCAUUGCCGAAUGGCAUUCAGCAGUAAACCCGAACUCAAGAAGAACACUGUCCUCGGCGCGGUGCUGGAUGCCUAUAGAGUAAAAGCGGGCAUUUCGGAACCUGUCAAGAAACCAGUUGAAGUGAAAAAGAAGGAUCCAGAUGCGAUUAAAUGUGACAGCUGUAUGGAAGCCACAGCGGUCAAAACUUGUCUGACGUGUAUGGCGUCCUAUUGUGAAGAUCAUGUGAGGCCUCACCGAGAGAAUGUCAUUUUCCGGGCGCAUCAGCUUUGUGAUCCACUGUCAGAUCUGAUGGAGCGUCUCUGUUCCGAUCAUGGCAAACUGAUGGAGUUCUACUGCAUUCACCACCAGAACUGCAUCUGCAGCACCUGUCUUCAGUACAAUCAUAAGGGCUGUGAGUUCGUCACUGCAGAUGAGCGGCGCUUCAAACAAAAGACUGAUCUGACUGACAAACUGAACAUCCUUGAAGGCAAAAUGGACAAGAAUGAACAGGUUAUCACACAGAUGAAGGAGCAGCAAAAUAAAUUAAAGGAUCUAGCUGCAACCCGAAAGCGCAUUCUUGAGGCAGAAUAUAGCCAGAUCAGAGAAAUGAUCGACAGAGAUGAAAGAGAGGCCAUGCUAGCUAUUGAUAAGGAACAAGAGAGAGGUCAGAGCAAACUUGUCUCCUUGAUGAAGAAGUUUAAUGAGAAUAUUGAGAAGAUGGAAAGGACCAAGUCUGAGAUCAGCAGUCUCCUGGACCAGUCACAAUCACUCACAUUUUUAAAGGCCUCCAUAGAUUUGCCCUCAGUGAUAAAUUUCGAGCCCUAUAACCCACGCAUGAAUUUGGACGGUAAAGAGGUGAUUGCUUACCAUUCCUCUGCAGUUGCGCUUAAAGAGUGGAUCACCAAGUUAAUGGAACAGUCAACUGAGAACAGAAUCUCUGUACUAAAACCAGAGUUUGAGAAAUCUGUUCUUGGCACAGGCAACCAAUCACCUGGAAUUCUUGGUGGGACUCCAGCAUUCUUGCCAAAUCCAAGAGAUGUGUCAUAUAUGCGUCCACCCUGCUCUUCCAAACCCAAGGUCCCAGGACCUAAAAAGAAAAAUCCUGACAGGAGGGAUACUAAAGAGAAGCCAAACAGAUCCAGGAAUCCCACUCAAGGGAUAAAUCCAGUUUUCUCCAAAAGCAUGGACAACUUGAAUGAACUCAGACCUAAAACUGUAGACAUAAUUGACAUAAAUCAGCCUGCAAGUUCAUCCACUGUGCAAAACAUUGUUAAAAGGAGUGAUCUACUUAAAUAUGGCACUAUCCUCAAUUUUGAUGUCAGAACGGCUCACAAGCGGAUCUCCCUGUCCGAAAACAACACCAAAGCAACAGUCUCAGAUGACCCUGCAAACUAUCCAGAAAUUCCCCAUCGUUUUUCUGUUUGUUCUCAGGUGCUCUGCACAAAGGGUUUUUCUCAGGGCCGUCAUUACUGGGAGAUCAAAAUGAGCAGUAACAACUUCUGCGGAUUAGGACUUGCAUAUGGAAAAAUAGACCGCAAGGGUCCCUCUAGUCGUCUGGGCCGUAAUGCAGAAUCCUGGUGCGUAGAGUGGUUUAAUGUCAAGCUUUCCGCAUGGCACAACAGCUUUGAGACGGUGUUGGAGAAUCCAAAUCCAAGCCGUGUGGGCAUCUUGCUGGACUGCGAUCAGGGAAGUGCAACAUUCUAUAAUGUGCAGGAUCGUGCUUACCCCUUCCACACGUUUGUGUUCCCUUUUACUGAGGCUGUGUAUCCAGCCUUCUGGAUUUUUUCAAAUGGUUCCUCUGUCUCUUUGUGCAAGCUCAAUAACUGAAUUGAUGUAAUCCAAGGUGAUCAAUUAAUUGAUGUUUAAUUCAUCUUUGGCUGUCUGACAGUCAAGCUAAAAUAUCAAGCUUCAUAAGACAUAGUAAAAUACACCCACAGAGGACUCUGUUCAUGCAUCAAGCACAUUUAAGCUUUUGCAAGGUUUGGUCUUGGUCAUCCAGCAAGCACUGUCUAGCUGCUGUUGAUUGCAAUUAAUGUCCUCUAUGUGUACUGGUUGUUUAAAAAAAAACACACACAACUCAAUUAAAUCUGGCAUGUUAAGUGGUUGUGUCUAUUCAGAAGACUAAAUUUAAACCUUCCAAUUCAUAUAGAUUUUUUUAAAAGUUUUCAAUAAAUGGAUAGGAAAUAAUGUAAAUAGAGUGUGUAUGGAUGUUUAUCAGUGAUUGGUUGCAGCUGGAAGGGCAUCCGCUGCGUAAAACAUAUGCUGGAUAAGUUGGCGGUUUAUUCCACGGUGGCGAACCCAGAUUAAAAGGACUAAGCUGAAAAGAAAAUUAAUGAUGUAAAUAGUUGAUUUGUCAUGUCAAUGGACAUGAAACAUGAUUGAUGUGUUGAUAUUUAAUCAAUUGUGUCAUUGAAAGAUAAACUUUAUAAGAGUGACAGGGUUUUUACUGCAAUAACUACUUGAUCUAUUUGUUAAAUGACCAACCAAAUAAAGCUAAAAAAAAUAUGUAUUUAGGUAGAAAUUAGGUAAGCAGAACAAGGCUGUAUCAGCGUAAUUCUGAUCAAAUUAUGUCAACAGUCUAUAAGUAUAUUUAACAGGCACCACACAAACACAUUUGUCCAAGACUGACAUGAUUAUUAUGAAUAUGAACAUGAGUAUUAUGCAGAGACGAUAAAUAAAUGCUUAAGUUGUUAAAUUUAGUUUGCAAAUGGCACUAUAUUUAAUCUUAGUUUGUUAUCACAUGGUCAAGGUCUAUUUCUAGUGUACUAAAGAUACUGUUGUCUUGUUUCCUGAGCAAAGUUAACUCCAGUCAGAUCUUUUUUAAGCGUGUGAAAUUCAGUCAAUUAUUUUGGAAUAUCAGUAGCCAUUUAUACCUGUAAACCAAACAAAUUCAUUGUAAAAAAAAAAAAAAAAAAAAAAAGAAAUGUUGUGUACUCACUUCUUCUAUAGUCUUACGAGCCAAAUCCAGAUUUUGCUGUCAACUCAAUUUUUCUCUCGUUUUCUGUUC